Molecule: messenger RNA, 2079 nt
Organism: Octopus bimaculoides (California two-spot octopus)
Lineage: Eukaryota; Metazoa; Mollusca; Cephalopoda; Octopoda; Octopodidae
Product: receptor-type guanylate cyclase Gyc76C
Biological process (GO): protein phosphorylation; cGMP biosynthetic process; intracellular signal transduction
Cellular component (GO): plasma membrane
Molecular function (GO): peptide receptor activity; protein kinase activity; adenylate cyclase activity
Source: RefSeq, a predicted model, not a curated record
CUCUCUGUUUCUCUGUCUUUUCCAAACGAACAUAACUUGAAUACUCUAUCGGAAUAUACGUGGAACCAGUUUAGGAUAUUUCUUGAGCUUCCCUCCACGUCGAAGGCGAAGGAAAGUUGUCUUUUUUUUUUAUUAUUUUAUUUUUGAAAUACCUCCCCCGAUUUCUCAUGUAUAUAUACACAUGCGUGUAUAUAUUAUAUUCCUUAUAUGCAUAUAUAUUUUAUAUUUAUAUUAUACAUCAUAUACUGUAUGUAUAUAUAUACUUGUACAUAUUUACAAAUUUACUUACUGCGAAAAGAAAACUUGGUCGCGUAUUUACAAACAGCCAAUCGUUCGUGUAUAUAUUUAUACACACCUACCUACUUGUGUAUAUACAGAUUAUAUAUACGACAAAAUAUUGCAGAAAGUCUUUCAAGUACAUCAAACACUCCCGGAAUAUCGAAAGACAACAAGAUUGCGGAAGCCAUAUCUUAUACAGCAAAAAACUUUUAAACAAUUUCACCAAAAGUGUAUAUACGUAUAUAUUAUAUAUACAUAUAUUAUACAUAUAUAUUAUAUACAUAGCACGCACACACACGUACAUCCAUAUACAGCAAGCAUAUAUAUAUAUAAAGAUAAAUAUAUAAAUAUAGAUAUAAAUAUAUAUAAAAAUCACUCGAUAUUAUGUCCGCCGGGUGGUGUAUGGGGGCAACGGUGAAAAUCUUGUUAGUUCUCUGUUGUUUCGUCUUCCGGGGCGAUUCAAUUAGUGAUACAAUUAUCCGGGGAAAUACAAAGUUCCAUACGAUGGAGACUUCGCCUUCGGAAAACAAAACCGUUAUCUAUUUCAGUUACAUGGCAGCAUCGGAAUCGCAGGAAUAUCAAAGAGAAAAACAGGCUAGGUUAAUAUCUGGUGCUUUGUCGUAUGCCGUGUCGAAAAUCAACAAUGAUUCCAAUCUUUUACCAAACCACACGCUGGCAUUUAAAUGGAGUGACACACUAUCGGACGAGUUGGAAGUUCUUAGGCAAAUGUGCCAUUCUUGGACUGAUGAAGUUUAUGCUUUCUUUGGACCCGAAACUUACUGUGGAGUUGCUGCCAGGUUGGCAGCUGCCUGGAAUACACCUAUGAUAUCGUAUAAAUGUGCCACUCACGAAGUCUCCAACAAAACCAUCUACCCUACAUUUGCGCGGACAUUUCCGCCAGCUAAUCAAGUCACAAAGUUCAUAGUUUCGUUGUUAAAACACCACAACUGGACACAGUACUCCCUGGUUGUCGGAUCUAGUAACCGGAUGAUGGAUAUUAAAUCUAAACUGGUUCAACUCAGUACGGAAUACAAUCUUAGUAUCAUCAAUAUUACCACAUACAAGGAACCUUACAUCCCAAUUGUAGGUAACAGCGAAAUACCGGGUAUCGUGAAUAAUACCUACCCGCAUACAAGGAUUUAUGUAUUCCUUGGAGAUCAGAAUGGCAUCGUGGAUUUCAUGUGCAAUCUUUACGACAUGGGAGUUUUGGAUGGAGGCAAAUAUAUUGUUAUCUACAUUGAUCAUAUGCCUUACAAUAAGAAUGGUUCCUUGAAGUAUUUUAAAAAGGCAAUGGAUAAUCCAACAGACAACUUAAACUGUGGGGCCGCCGCACGAUCCUUAUUGGUGAUGGCACCACAACCGCCGUCUAACCGCAACUACAAGCAUUUCGAGAAAAUGGUCAACGAAUACAACGAGAAGGCACCCUUUAACUUUCCUGACCCUUUUGCUGCCGGAAAAAAGGUACCCUUAUUUGCUGCACAUCUCUACGAUGCCGUGUAUUUAUAUGCAGAAUGCAUUCACAACAUGUUGCUUGAGAACCUCAAUAUACGGAAUGGUACCGACGUCAUUAACAGAAUUCGCAACAAACGUUUCCAAAGUAUCCAGGGAUUCCAAUGCCUUAUUGACGAAAACGGAGACGCCUUGGGCAAUUAUUCGUUGCUGGCUUGGAAAGAGGAUUAUUCUCCAAACAGAGAAGCCAAUUUCUCUAUGGAUCCAGUUGGAUCUUUUAUAAUCGAUAACCAUAAAUCACUUCCGGUAAGCCAGCUCAGAUUUCUAUAAUCUCAUUUCUCUCUCUGUCUC